Ipomoea nil (Japanese morning glory) is the source of this 1194-nucleotide messenger RNA. RefSeq names its product ethylene-responsive transcription factor ERF113. The transcript has 2 exons. The record is from RefSeq and is a predicted model, not a curated record. Lineage: Eukaryota; Viridiplantae; Streptophyta; Magnoliopsida; Solanales; Convolvulaceae. Bases 332 to 1081 code for a protein of 249 amino acids. Gene Ontology annotation, biological process: ethylene-activated signaling pathway; regulation of DNA-templated transcription. Gene Ontology annotation, molecular function: DNA binding; DNA-binding transcription factor activity.
CUUCCUCUUUUUGUCAUUCCAGCGUGAUCUUAGCUCGUGCUUUUGCCCUUUUUUCAUUUUCCUUUAAGCUCUCACUCUAUUUAUCAUCAACUUAUUACAACAAACACAACCUUAAAGGACAAAGAUAGAGCUGAGGCGGAAGCUAGAGACCGAAACCCUCUGAUCUUUCUCUCUAACAACUUAAAACAAAACCCUUUUGUUGUUCGAUCUCUCGAUUUUAUGAGGAUUUUUUGUUCUUAGCUCUCCCCGAUACGUAGUCAAAGGUUGUCUACUUGUCUCGAUCUCAAAGCAAGAAAAGGUGGAUAAACGGCAUGGAAAACGCCCACUUCCAAUGGAUGCACCGCCGGAGAAAACCCACGACUUCGAUUCUUACUCCUCCGCCGCCACCGAUACCGGAAUCGUAACCUCCGCUUCGCCGUCGCCCACCGCCGCUCAACCGGUGCAAGAACAAGGAAACGUGAGACGACAUUAUAGAGGCGUAAGGCAGAGGCCGUGGGGCAAAUGGGCGGCGGAGAUUCGUGACCCGAAAAAAGCGGCUAGAGUUUGGCUGGGAACAUUCGACACAGCUGAGGAUGCAGCUCUUGCAUACGAUGAUGCUGCUCUUAAGUUCAAGGGUUCCAAAGCCAAGCUCAAUUUCCCGGAAAGGGUUCAAGGAAAAACGGAGCUCCGCUACGUCAGCACUGGCGGCGGAGGGAGCCAUAACGCCGCCGGUGGCGGCGGAGGAGCUUCUUCCGCCGUCGAUCACUACAUUCCCGGCCACCACCAACUGCCGGUGUCAGCAACCAUGACGCCGCCGGAAGCCUACCCGUACCUCCAGCAAUACGCGCAGCUGCUUUCCAGCUCCGACGCAGAAUUCCCUUACUUGACUUCAGCUCUUUAUAAUAAUCAAGCUAGUUUAAUGCAACCGUCGUCUUUGCCGCCGCAGGCGACGGCGGCGUUUCCGCCGCCCACGGCGCCGUCGCAACAAGAUUAUUUCCCGUAUUUUCCGUCGCAGUUUGAGAAUUUUCCUAGUUCGGAUUAUCAACAUUAUUACAGCAAGGGUUUUGAUGAUCCAAACAACCCGAAUCCGAAUGAUGACUAGUUGUUUUUUUGUAUGAAUUUGUACCAUGCAUCAUACAAAAUGCAUGAUUUUGAUGGCAAGUUUCUACUAAAUGCAUGUUUAUUUCUUGAAUGCAAGUCUAUAUAUAUACAAUA